GGGCGAAUCAGUGGCCUGCCAUGCCGCCUCGGCCAAGCCUCUGCUUCAUGCGAAGCUCCGUGCUAACGGCGCUGCUUAGCUUCCUGUCGCUCUGUCUGUGCAUGUUCUCGUUGAUGUAUCCAGCGUGGCUGCAGCAGUCGUAUGCGCCAUCGAACGACGCCGCCGCCCCCAUAACGUACCAAGGCUUUGGUCUGUUUGCGUUCUACUCGACCAACACCCUCAACACUCCAUUCUACGCGUCAGUCACGACCAUGUUCUUUGCCGACUUUUGCGACGGGUAUGCAUCAGGUCUUCCACCGCCAAACUGGAUGCUUGGAAACGCUGCCGGCUUCCACGAAGCCAUUUGCGACACCGCGUCCAUCGUGUCGCAGUACGUCAUGUAUGCCGCCGCCGGCUUUGCAGCCAUUGCCCUUGUUGCGGCCAUCGUCGCAUGCUUCGUACCUGUAGCGGGGACGGCCGAGCGCACAGUGUCCUUGUGCACGUUCAUGUCAUGUAAGCUCCAUCAUCCCGUGUCGAAUCCUCAAACGAUUGCUUCUGUAGCGCUGUGCUUGGUCUCGGUGUUGGUGAUGUGGAGUGUCUGGUUCCAGCAGAAGCUGCUCAGUAUCGAUGUGAUUCAGACCACAUAUAGCCAAUGCCAUUUCAAAGAAAAAGUAUCAUCGUGGAACUGCUGGUUCUACGGGUACAGUUUCUGGGUUGCUAUUGGGGCUGUCGUGAGUUUAUUGUUUAGUACGUACGCCAGUGCCGCCGGGCGAGUUGCCAAGGUAAUAAUACUAUGCAGUCUAGUAUAUAUAUAUAUAUAUAUAUAUAUAUAUAAUAACCCCUAGUUGAGGCUAUAUCUAUAUAUAUAUAUUAUCCUUUGAAAUAUACUUCAGAGCGAAUAUUAUAGUAUUCCAACGAUGUGUAUCGAUCGACUUGAAGGCGAUGUGUUUAUACAUCCAUUGACCCUUGUUGAUACUAUUUAAUAUAUAUAUAAAUAUUAAAUUGUAUAUUAUAGAUAAAUAUAUGAGUAGUAUGAAUAUGUACAUCACACAUAUGCUGAUUGUUGGCAACUUAUUACGUCGAUCGUGGUGCCCACAUGCUAUUAUAUACUCUUUGACCCGAACUAUUUGUAUUCAAAAACCUCUCUGAAUCGAUGUUAUCCUAUUAUAAUAGAAUAUGAAUUCAUUUUAAUUCCGAAUUGAAAUAGCUGCGCCAAGUCCGCAAAGUAUACGAUCAUCAGCUGGUCGUUGCGUUGCAGGAGUCGGUGGCGCUCACCGCCGCGGGACUUCCGACGCUGCAAAAUGACACCCGAUUCCAACUGCUAUCUCCAGGGAAAGAUGAAAAUAAUCGCGCUCUGGCGAUGGCUUUGCGGCAGUCGAAAGAAGCGCAUGAUGUGGAACUCGCGAUGGACGAAUCUCUGCGCCAGCAUCAACUGGACCAGAACAACUCGCCGUGGAUUAUUUCUCAAAGAAAUCUAUCCAAGGAUCAACCCCGAGGACUGGACUCGCAGAAAAGAUUGGGCAACUUGUAUGGGUAGUUUUUACUUUGUUGCUGCCUCGGCAAGGUCAUCGAGAUAUCUAAUGUAUAACUAGUAAUACUAUUCUUCAUGUGUGA
Molecule: messenger RNA, 1593 nt
Organism: Aphanomyces astaci
Lineage: Eukaryota; Oomycota; Saprolegniomycetes; Saprolegniales; Verrucalvaceae
Exons: 3
Coding region: 21-824 (267 amino acids)
Source: RefSeq, a predicted model, not a curated record